AGAAUAGUAACUCCAUGGUCUCAGUAAACGACCACCAUUUUACUGAGAUUGAAUUUUAUCCCAUACCAUAUCAUUUCAUUUCAUUUAAUUUCAUCUCAGUUGAUAAAUGUUUCAAAUUAAUCAUCGUCAUUUCAUUUCACUCCUUAUUAUAAUUUUUCAUAGGGAUGGGAAAUGAAUUAAAAUAAAAAUGGACCUAAAGAUCUUAGUUACCAGGCCAUUAAAUCUGUUUAAAAAAAAAACGUUAAUAACAAACAUAGAUUAUACAUUUAAUAUAAAUCAAAUUUUUGUUUAAAUCUUUCGUUGCUUGUCACCUAAUUUUUCUUUUGAUUUUUUAAUACUUAUGUUUGCCCUUGGACUUAGAUAGUGUUUGUUACGAUGAUUUACACGGAUCUAGUAUUAGGAUUCCGAUUUGCAUAUCCUCUGAGAUGAACCCGCGCUUGUUUACGAACCAUUGAAACGCCUGACUAGAAUUCUUGGAAAUCUAUGGGUUGGAACUUCGAAAUAUGCAUAGACCUAUAUAGUAGAAAUAUGCCAUCAAGUUCCCGGUUGAAGUGCCAUUUUGGCUGUGAAAUCGAUGGUCCAUUGCAUCGAUUUCCUAAACCACAAUACCCACAUUUAACAAAAUUUAAUUCUUGGAAAUCUGUCCUUGCUAAAGAUGUUCAAGAUAAAGGGGACAUUUACAUCUACAACCAAAUCAGAAUUUGCGAUCGGCACUUUGAAAAAUGUUAUCAUUCACAAAGUCACAGACUUAUAGCUAACGCAGUACCAACACUAAACAUUGGUUUUUCUCAGCAGCAACCUGUAGAAAUUGAGGUUGAUGAAAAUAUGCCGACUCUAAUGCAGCCAUUGACUUCUGCCCAAAUGACAAAAGUGCAACAGUCAUCACACAGUUUCCCAAAUCUUACUGUUAGUAUGCCAUCAGCAACUAGAAAUGUCGCCAAUAAAGCUGAAACAAAUCAAUCCAGACGAGAUAGUGAAGAUCAAGAUUCGGCCGAUACCAGUUCUCAACAGGUUGAAAGUCUAAGAACACUCCAGUCUACCGGUGCUCCCAUAAAGAAACCUAAACAAGAGCAUAGGUGUCACACUUGCGAGGAAGAAAUCUCCGAUUGGGACGAGCUAGAAAAGCACCUAAUCCAACACGUUUCCCUACCGUCUACCGGAAUUGAGGAGCUGCUUUUAGAGUAUAGCCCGCCCUCUGGGAACGAAAACUGGUCAGAUGAAGAUGAGGAACCCGCAGCAGUGAACAAAUUGAGUGGACUAGGUUUUACUAUAAAGAAGAACCGUAUGAGAAUAAAGCAAGAGCCUGGUUACAAUGCUACUCCGGAGAGCGAUGACCUCCAAAACAUUAACAAUCGCCAUCAAAUCAAACUAGAACAAACCAUGGAGACCGUGAAGGUGAAACAAGAGGUCGAAAACGACGAAUAUCAACCGCAACAGAAUUUUCAUUUAUUCUCUGAUCAGAUAAAGACAGAGAGAAGCGUCACUCCUCUUGACAGGAACAAUUGUUACACACCAUUAAUAGCAAUUGUCAAAGACGAUCCCGACGGAUCCGCAAACCAGCCCUCUCAACCGAUAUUUUCGGACAGUAAAACUGCACCCACAAGUGCGACGGUGCCACUACUUCCCGUCACGAAAAUUGAAGAUACCGGACCAACGUUUAUAGAGAUUAAUAUCGAUUCUAAUGAUAAGGACGGAGAUGAUUGUGUUGGUUCAACGACGCCGGCGCCCGAUAUUAAACCGAUCGUACCUAAAAUCGAAAACGCACCGCUCGUGUCCUGUCCCUCGAUCUCGCAGUCGUUUCAAAGCUCUCAGCCCAGUUACAAUAACUCUGGGCAUUUAUCGCCGAGAAUAACAACGGCUCCGUCUUUAGAGAAACAACACAAUUUCAACUGGAACGCGCCGGAUUCGAAACCGCACCUGAACUCCAUGAACAUCUUGGAUAAUACGGCAGAUGAAAUAAAUUACAGAUAAUAUUGAAUAGUAACGGAUAAAGUUUAUUAUGCUAAAUAAUAACGAAGGGCUAUUUAGCAGACAACCUUGAAAGAUUGACUGUGGUGGGCAAGGUAGAAAGGAAAAGACCUGCCAGCCGGCCACCAAACUAUUGGUCAGAUCUGAUAACUGCGCUCACUGGACUCUGUUGCGACCGCCAUGAGAGAAGCCGAAAACCGAAGGAAAUGGAAGCCGAUGGUACAAAGAGCCACGAAGAGCUUUCAGGGACACGACCUUCAGCAAUGAAGUAUGCGACUAAGAAGAAGAAGAAGAAGAAUUUGAUUUAAGCGGCAUUUCGCUUAAUACGCGACGUUUAUCUUUGUAAUUAAAGAUGAGUUUUAUUUGGUAUUAGCAUCAA
Bombyx mori (domestic silkworm) is the source of this 2347-nucleotide messenger RNA. RefSeq lists its product as uncharacterized. Bases 484 to 1971 code for a protein of 495 amino acids. The transcript is spliced from 4 exons. NCBI's taxonomy places the organism in Eukaryota, Metazoa, Arthropoda, Insecta, Lepidoptera, Bombycidae. The record is from RefSeq and is a predicted model, not a curated record.